Molecule: messenger RNA, 4550 nt
Organism: Phyllostomus hastatus (greater spear-nosed bat)
Lineage: Eukaryota; Metazoa; Chordata; Mammalia; Chiroptera; Phyllostomidae
Gene: PSD2
Product: pleckstrin and Sec7 domain containing 2
Exons: 16
Coding region: 327-2654 (775 amino acids)
Biological process (GO): regulation of ARF protein signal transduction
Molecular function (GO): protein binding; phospholipid binding; guanyl-nucleotide exchange factor activity
Source: RefSeq, a predicted model, not a curated record
CUCCGCGGCGGCUCAGACACCUGAAGGGACAGAGGCGGGCGCGGGAGCCCCGACAGGCAGCAGCGGAGGAGCGCGGCGGUCAGCCCGACGCAUGGCCCCCCCGUGAGGGGCCGGACCCACGGACUGGGACCCGGAGCGAAUUGCAAGGUAAAACCCGAACCCUGGUCAGAUCCAUCGCCCAGCCUGCUCCACAUCUGACCUACGCAGCUGGAUGGGGCUGGGAAAAACCUCUACCCCAUCUGGUCUUACUUUAAGAUCAAAACCGUGAACUUCAGGUCUAGUGGAGUCCCAGGAGCGGCCGGCACGGGGUAGAAGCAGCGUCUGGCAUGGAGGAGGAUAAGCUCCCAUCUGGGCUGCCUGAGGAAGAUGGAGCCACCUGGGACCCCAGCCUGGAGCCUGGGGAGGAGUCCGGGGUCCAGAAUGGAGCGGUGGCCAGUGUGGACCUGAACGGCAGCCUCAGCAGCCCAGGGCAUGAGCUAAGGGGCACCCUGGCGGACACCGAGGAGCCCAUAAAGAGCCCGGACAUGGCCCUCCAUCGCCUCAGCCUUGGCCUCUCUCUCACCAAUGGCCUAGCCCUGGGGCCAGACUCGGACAUUCUUGAAGAUUCCACAGAGCCCAGGCCCUGGAGGGCUGGCGGGCUGGCUGAAGGAGAUGACGCCCCCGGGGGCCUUUGUCCGGACACGGAGGACCCUCAGCUAGAGCUGGAUGGUCCCGGGGAGCCAGAUGUCCGGGACGGCUUCAGCGCCACGUUUGAGAAGAUCGUGGAGUCGGAGCUGCUGCGGGGCACCCAGUACAGCAGCCUCGACUCCCUAGAUGUGUUGAGCCUCACGGACGAGAGUGACAGCUGCGUCAGCUUCGAGGCCCCCCUCACACCCCUCAUCCAGCAGCGGGCCCGUGACAGCCCUGAGCCAGGGGCUUCCCUGGGCACUGGCAGCGUGGGGCCCGAGGGGGACGUGGGAGCAGCUGGCGGUGAUGGGGAGCUGGGCAGCCCCUUGCGGCGAUCCAUCUCCAGCAGCCGCUCGGAGAAUGUCCUGAGCCGCCUGUCUCUCACUGCCGUGCCCAAUGGCUUCCAUGAAGAUGGACCCCAGGGCCCAGGCGGGGAUGAGGAGGAGGAAGAGGAGGAGGACACGGACAAGUUGCUGAACUCGGCCAGUGACCCCAGCCUAAAGGAUGGCCUGUCUGAUUCGGACUCGGAGCUGAGCAGCUCAGAGGGGCUGGAGCCCAGCAACACAGACGCACUGGCCAAUGGGUGCCAGGGGGUCAGCGAGGCUGCCCGCCGGCUGGCUCGCCGCCUCUACCACCUCGAGGGCUUCCAGCGCUGUGACGUCGCCCGGCAGCUGGGCAAGAACAACGAGUUCAGCAGGCUGGUGGCCGGGGAGUACCUCAGCUUCUUCGACUUCUCGGGCCUGACUCUGGACCGAGCGCUCAGAACCUUCCUGAAGGCCUUCCCGCUGAUGGGGGAGACGCAGGAGCGAGAGCGGGUCCUCACUCACUUCUCCCGGCGGUACUGCCAGUGCAACCCCGAUGACAGCACUUCGGAAGAUGGCAUCCACACGCUCACCUGUGCCCUGAUGCUGCUCAACACGGACCUGCACGGACACAACAUCGGCAAGAAGAUGUCCUGCCAGCAGUUCAUUGCCAACUUGGACCAGCUGAAUGAUGGCCAAGACUUUUCCAAAGACCUGCUGAAGACCCUUUACAACUCCAUCAAGAAUGAAAAGCUGGAGUGGGCCAUUGAUGAGGAUGAACUGAGGAAAUCCCUGUCAGAGCUGGUGGAUGACAAGUUUGGGACCGGCACAAAGAAGGUGACGCGGAUCCUGGAUGGUGGCAACCCCUUCCUGGAUGUCCCACAGGCUCUCAGCGCUACCACCUACAAGCACGGUGUGCUGACUCGGAAGACUCAUGCCGACAUGGAUGGCAAGAGGACGCCCCGUGGGAGGCGUGGCUGGAAGAAAUUCUAUGCGGUGCUCAAAGGGACCAUCCUGUACCUGCAGAAGGAUGAGUACAGGCCUGACAAAGCUCUGUCUGAGGGUGACCUGAAGAAUGCCAUUCGCGUGCACCAUGCUCUGGCCACCAGGGCCUCUGACUACAGCAAGAAGUCCAACGUGCUCAAACUGAAGACAGCCGACUGGAGGGUCUUCCUGUUCCAGGCACCGAGCAAAGAAGAAAUGCUGUCCUGGAUCCUGAGGAUCAACCUGGUGGCUGCCAUCUUCUCAGCGCCAGCCUUCCCAGCGGCUGUCAGCUCCAUGAAGAAGUUCUGCCGGCCCCUGCUGCCCUCCUGCAGCACUCGCCUCUGCCAGGAGGAGCAGCUGCGUUCGCAUGAGAAUAAGCUGAGGCAGGUGACCGCAGAACUGGCUGAGCACAGGAGUCACCCGGUGGAGAGGGGCCACAAGUCCAAGGAGGCGGAGGAGAGCCGGCUGAAGGAGCACUAUCUCACGUUUGAGAAAAGCCGUUACGAGACCUACAUCCACCUCCUGGCUAUGAAAAUCAAAGUGGGCUCAGACGACCUGGAGCGGAUUGAGGUCCGGCUGGCCGCCCUGGAAGGGGAUGACCCUUCCCUCCGAAAGACACACUCAAGCCCUGCGCUCAGCCAGGGCCACGGAACUGUGACUGGCAGCAAAGCCACAAAGGAUACCAGUGGAACUGAUACUUAGUCGGCAUGGAUGGGCAGGCCCCGGAGGCAGGCAAAUAAUGCCCUGGAGGGGUCAGAGAGCACAAUUCCAGCCAGGGGCCACUCGGACCAGCUCCAUGCAGUAGACCGGCAGCCAGAGGGGUGUGGAGAGCCCUGUGGGCCGAGGAGAUGGAGGUGUCCUUUAUGGCAUUGGUUUUGCAUCCUGGGGCUUCUCUGGACCUCAGACCCUCUUGCUGGCCCUUGAAUCCCUGUUCACCGUGGAGCCCAAUUGUAUAGGCCGGUUGUGUGCAUGCUCUAGACACCAUCUCACUGGUGAAGCAGAGAGGACAGUGGACUUCUCAGGCCCUCGUCUUCUUAGGAGUUCUUCCCUCAUCUCCCUUGUUUCCGAGGGCAGGUCUUGACUCCAGGUCUCAGCUUGGACUCCCGCCCUUUGUCCUCCUCCUUCCUCUGAACUGACCAGCAGCAGGUCUGCAGACCACCAGCACUGUCUGCUCGCCCUCCACUCAGCAACCUCUGGAAUCACGCCUGUUCUCCCUGUGUCACAUCGCAGUGACCCAGGACCCUCCGUGCCAAGCUGUCGCAGCCCAUGCGUGCAUCGCCUCACCUUCCAUCCAUUGAGGCCACUACUGCUUUCUUUUAUAUGAACAGAAAUGUGUAUAUAUAUAUAUAGGAAUUAUAUAUAUAUGGACUCCCUUUAAAGAUGGUUUUGGAGCUGUGAUAUCAGUUGGAGGAUGAAAUAAGGUGAAGGAAGAGCCUCUCAGGGCUGCAACCUGACCGUCUCGUGGCCCUGGCACCCUGGGAGGGAAGGCAGAGAUAGUGCUGACCUCCUCUCCAUUUUUCCCCUCUUCCGGCUGACCUGUGACUUACGUUGCUCUUACAGUUGAUGUUUUGGAAUAAAUAGACAGUGUGUGUGUGCACCACCCCAUCUGUCCCGCAAGCAUCAUGGUGUGAGUGGGAUGGGACCGGGGCUCUGUUUAUUUUCUGGUCUUUAUGUUGGUGCUGCCGGGUCUCUGAGCCCCAGAGGUGGCCUCUUGUUAAGAUCUACUGUUACAGGAAUAAGAGACGCUCUGCCUUGCAAAUAGCCACCUGUCAACAAGCCCAAAGAUGUUUGUUUGGUCGGGGAAGGUUAUGGAAGCCCUUAAUCCUCAGUCUUGGGAAAAGGCGAAAUGACAAGUUGCUGCUUGUUUUUUAGGUCAAUAUUUCUUUCGUUCUUCUAGUGACUUUGAAAUGCUAGCUAAGGACAUGUCUGGGAAGAAAGAGAAACUUGCCACACGAUGAUCACAGACCAGCACCCGUUAAACCCUGCAUCCCUCAGACCGUUGGUGGGGCGAAGGCACCCUCGGUGCGGCUGUGAUGAGCGGGUCCUUUCUGUUUCCUAAAUAGAGCACCAUAGUUUGGCCAGCAAUUUGACCUCACCGGUAACAUGCUUAGUUAAUAAGUCAACUUGCGACUAAGUACUCAGCAUUUACAAGCCCACUCACAUUUGAUGCAGGGGACAUGUGAGUCUAUGGAGAGGUGCAGUGAUUUAAAUCCAGAUUACUUAAUUUGGAUCCAUUGAAGUAUAUUUGAUAUUUGAACCAUCUGGCCCCUUCAUUUUGCUGAGGGGAAUUAAAAGGUCAUUUAAGUGAAAUUGAAAGAGCCGUGUGGCAACAUAAAGAACUGUCUGUACUUUCUCCACGCUGUCUCAAAGUUCAUUUGAUUUUUGGGGUCAGCUUCCCAUUGUCCAUCUCCUGAGGGCAGGUGAGUGGGAGCAGAAAAACAAGCCCUGUCCGCUGCAGGCAGUUGUGCCUCCCAUCAGUAAAAAAAAAAUUUUAGUUCACUUUCUUAAUUGUAUCAUUAUUUAUUGUAAAUUAUAUACAUGUACUACUGUACUAAAAUAUUAUGUACAUUAUAAAACAUACACAAAAAUAGAAAUUUA